GUCUGAGUGUAUUAAGUGCCGUGCCGGCCUGUCCGCACUGUAGCGAGUGGCGCCCCGCCCUCCUCUGUGAUCACGUGAUCUUGUGACCGCCGACCAAUUCCUGGCCGGCUGGGUCAGUCGGUGCCGGGCAGCCAGCCAAUACAGGCCUAUCGAGGACGCGGACUUUACAGUGGCGACGAGGCAACCACUCACAGGCGGCGAUGACCAACGAGAGCAAGGUGACCAGCCCUCCUGGAAUGUCGGCUAUUGGCAUCGGUGAAUACCAGGCGAGUACAGAUUGGCAAGAAUAUGUCGAAAGAUUUGAAUUUUCUUGUUUUGCACAAGGUAUCACUGAGGAUGAGCGCAAAAAAGCCUUAUUACUUGCAUCUGUUGGCCAAGAAACUUAUACGAGUAUCAAGUCAGUUUUGUCACCGGCAUCACCUGUUGGACUUCCAUAUGUGGAGUUGUUGGAGCGAGUGGGUCGGCAUUUAGCACCCAAGCAAUCAGUGAUACUCAGCCGGUUUAAGUUCAAUCAGUGCAUUCAGGAACCUCAUCAGUCAGCUGCUGAUUACGUCGCUAACCUCAAGAGAUUGGCCGAAAAAUGUGAUUUUGGUCAGACUUUGGACAGCAUGCUUCGUGACAGACUUGUGUGCGGGGUCAAAGACUCCGUGUUGCAGAAGCGGCUUCUGGCGGAGGAGGACUCCCUGACGUUCGUCAUGGCCGAGAGGUUGGCGCUGGCGGCGGAGUCGGUCACCAGAGACGUGGGUCAGCUCGCGGCGGGCCGUGCCGUCGGUUCGCUGGAAUCUGAAGCGGUACACCGCGCCGAUCAGCUGAUUUCUGACCGGCAGCGCGCCGGUUCCGUGACCGGGUCAAGGUCAGUGGGUCGCGGUCGAGCCGCGGCGGCCGCCGGGUCGCGGCAGGCUGGCCGGCCGGGGCGGGGGACCGGUGACCGACCGGGAGGGUCCGAAGCAGCCGACAUGAGGCGGCGUCAGGACUGCUAUCGAUGUGGUGGUAUGCAUAACCCACGGAACUGUCGAUUCCGCGACUAUCACUGUCAUAGCUGCGGUGAGCUGGGGCACCUGAAACGCAAGUGUGUUCGAAGUGUCCAUGCUGUAACCGACCCUCCUGCAGUUCAGAAUGAUGACAGUCAGAGUGAGUCAGAUGUUUGCAGUAUCUACUCUGUUGGCCGCCCCAAGUGUCCCCCGAUCACCGUCGAGGUACUGGUUUUCGGUGUCCCUGUGCGGUUUGAAGUUGACACCGGGGCUGCUAGCACUCUGAUGACCGCCGAAACGUUCCGGAAUGUGUCGGACAACGGGGGGCAUGGCGGGCUGACGCUCUCCAGGUCAGAGGCGAGGCUGCGCUCGUAUACGGGAAACGCCAUCCCUGUCAUCGGUGAGUUCAGCGCCGUUGUGAGGUACGAAAGCCAGCAUCUGGACCUGCCCGUUCUGGUCGUCGAGUCACACGGGCCGAAUCUGCUGGGCCGUGAUUGGUUGGCGACACUGAAGCUUGACUGGUGCGGCAUCAAACAGGCGCCGGGUGGAGGAGCAGCUUCAGGCGGAGGUGGAAGCCGGUGUCCUAGAGCCGGUGAAGUCGUCAGACUGGGCCUGCCAGAUCGUUCCAGUCUUGAAGCCGGACGAGGGAGAUGGAGAAGCUGCUGGCCGGUCUGCAGAAUGUGUUCGUCUUCCUGGACGACGUGCUCGUCUCUGGGUGCGACGAAGUGGAGCUGCUGAAGACUGUGGAGGAGGUGCUGCGGCGUUUCCAGGACGCUGGCGUCAAGGGGCAUCGGCGCUGUGCUGUCGCACCGGUUCACAGACGGCACAGAAAAACCGGUUGGGUUUGCAUCUCGAUCCCUGAACUCUGCCGAAAUUCGGUAUAGCCAGAUUGAGCGCGAGGCAUUGGGAAUUAUCUUCGGCGUUACUGCGUUCCGUGAGUACUUGUACGGACUGCAUUUUAUCUUGGAAACAGAUCACAAGCCUCUUCUAGCUUUGUUUGGGGAGACGAGAAGCAUGCCAGAGAUGACCAGCAGCAGGCUAAAGAGGUGGGCUCUUCGACUGUCAGAGUUUUCCUACACUAUUCGUCACAAAUCUACUCGUGACAUUCCUCACGCCGACUGCCUCAGCAGACUGCCGACGGGCUCGGCAUUAGACAUGCCCGUCAGCGAUGAUACAGAGGCAGAAAGAGUGCUCCUAACGACUCAGUUAGAGGAUAUAGGAAGUCUGAGCCCAGAAAAAUUGGGAGUGAUGACAGCACGAGACCCUGUUCUUUGCAAGGUGGUUCGCUGCAUUAGGACUGGUUGGGCACGCGAACCGGGCGAUGAAUUGCGGCCUUACAGUGCCCGUCAAGCUGAGCUGUACGAGCUAGGCAAUGUCAUCAUGUGGGGUGAUCGUAUAGUCAUCCCACCAAAAGCCCGCAGCACCGUCUUAGCUGAGUUGCACGCCUGUCAUUUCGGUGUCGUAAAAAUGAAAUCUAUGGCUCGGUCCGCAGUCUGGUGGCCCGGAAUUGAUCGAGAUAUAGAGCAAAUGUCGUCCGGAUGUGAUAUCUGUCAGCUCCACCGUCCCGAUCCACCACAGGAAGAACUCCAUCCAUGGGAGUGGCCGCAGCGUCCUUGGUCUCGCCUGCAUGUUGAUUUUGCUGGGCCUGUGCGUGGAAGGUACUAUCUGGUGUUAGUUGACGCAUUUUCAAAAUGGAUCGAGGUUGAAGAGAUGACGUCGAUCACUGCUCAGGCUACGAUUUCUCGUCUCACUGCCAUAUUCAGUCGCUUUGGGCUUCCUGACAUGAUAGUGUCAGACAACGGACCUACUUUUACCAGUGAGGAAUUCCAGACUUUCCUCACCAGAAAUGCAAUCGU
Messenger RNA from Amphibalanus amphitrite, 2827 nucleotides. RefSeq lists its product as uncharacterized. Bases 201 to 1709 code for a protein of 502 amino acids. Gene Ontology annotation, molecular function: zinc ion binding; nucleic acid binding. The transcript is spliced from 4 exons. The record is from RefSeq and is a predicted model, not a curated record. NCBI's taxonomy places the organism in Eukaryota, Metazoa, Arthropoda, Thecostraca, Balanomorpha, Balanidae.